GUGAUAUCCGGAUGUCUUAUCCUCUUAUAAGGCAUUGGGUGGUAUACAGUAAAAUAGACCUGCUUCCCAGCACUCCUGACAUAGAUUUCUCUAUAUUUUGGAGGGUGGGGGUGACACCUGCAGCCACUUAGUCCCGGCCGUGGUCCCUGUGCAGUAGAGCUGUCACUCCGUUACAGUGUUGCAGUAAUUGACACGUCAGGACAUCCUAAUCCCAGUCACCUGCCCCCUGUAAUCCCCCUGUAUCACGUGGGCAGAGGUCAGUCCUGGGUGCUGGGUGCCAGCUCUCACACAUGCACUGAGAUUUGGGGAGGGGGGUGAGCACCGUGCUCCCAGCUGAAGGCGGAGAUUAGCCGGAUGGCGAUUGGCCGAUGCCUGUCCCUCCCUUUAUAAUAAUUCCCACACUAGGGGCUGUAGUAUACAGCAUCCACACUAUAUACAGUGCCACAGCUGAAGGCCAGGGCACCAGCUAUAUAUACACAUAUGUCUGCACACUGCCCCCUGCCCUGGUCUGACCAUUAGGAGGAGGGGCUGGCACCUUGUCAUCUCACCCUGAUGCCCUCACCCUGACGCCCGUGCCCCUCGCUAUUCUUCGCCCGAGACUCCUUCUUCCUCCCAUAAAGUUGGCUCCUUCUCCCGCUGCCGCCUUGGAUCCCUCGGCUUAUUGCGAGACUCCGGUCUACAACCCGGAUCUCUGCCCCAACAUGAUCGCUGCCCAGGCCAAGCUGGUGUACCACCUCAACAAGUACUACAACGAGAAGUGCCAGGCCCGGAAGGCGGCCAUCGCCAAGACCAUCCGGGAGGUGUGCAAGGUGGUGUCCGACGUGCUGAAGGAGGUGGAGGUGCAGGAGCCCCGCUUCAUCAGCUCCCUCAACGAGAUGGACAACCGCUACGAGGGGCUGGAGGUCAUCUCCCCCACGGAGUUCGAGGUGGUCCUCUACCUCAACCAGAUGGGGGUCUUCAACUUUGUAGACGACGGCUCUCUGCCGGGCUGCGCCGUACUGAAACUGAGCGAUGGCCGGAAGAGGAGCAUGUCCCUCUGGGUGGAGUUCAUCACGGCCUCCGGGUACCUGUCCGCACGGAAGAUCCGCUCCCGCUUCCAGACCUUGGUGGCCCAGGCGGUGGACAAGUGCAGCUAUAGGGAUGUGGUGAAGAUGGUGGCGGACACCAGUGAGGUGAAGCUGAGGAUCAGGGACAGAUACGUGGUGCAGAUCACUCCGGCCUUUAAGUGCACCGGCAUCUGGCCCCGCAGCGCUGCCCACUGGCCCUUACCGCACAUCCCCUGGCCUGGUCCGAACAGGGUGGCAGAGGUCAAGGCUGAGGGCUUCAACCUGCUCUCCAAGGAGUGCCAUACCCUGGCAGGGAAGCAGAGCUCGGCGGAGAGUGACGCCUGGGUGCUGCAGUUUGCAGAGGCAGAGAACCGGCUGCAGCUGGGGGGCUGCAGGAAGAAAUGCCUCUCAGUGCUCAAGACCCUCCGGGACCGGCACCUGGAACUGCCCGGGCAGCCCCUCAAUAACUAUCACAUGAAGACUCUGGUGUCCUAUGAGUGCGAGAAGCACCCCCGGGAGUCGGACUGGGACGAGUCGUGCCUAGGGGACCGGCUCAAUGGCAUCCUCCUGCAGCUCAUCUCGUGCCUACAGUGCCGGAGGUGCCCGCACUACUUCCUGCCCAACCUGGACCUAUUCCAGGGCAAACCCCACUCCGCCCUGGAGAAUGCGGCCAAACAGACCUGGAGGCUGGCCCGAGAGAUCCUCACCAACCCCAAGAGCCUGGAGAAGCUCUGAGCCCACUAAGGACAUGGGCCCCUUCACCCACACCAUGCCAGGAUUACAUGAUUAUUGCGUUUUCCCAAGCAGGGGGCCUCCAGCUGUUGCAAAACUACAACUCCCAGCAUGCCCGGACAGCCGAAGGCUGUCCGGGCAUGCUGGGAGUUGUAGUUUUGCAACAGCUGGAGGCACCCUGCUUGGAAAACACUGCCAUACAGGAGACUAUACCCACCACCAUCCAACCCUUAUCUGUGUCCACUGUUGUUUUGCUACAGCUGGAGGCACCCUGCUUGGGAAACACUGCCAUACAGGAGACUAUACCCACCACCAUCCAACCCUUAUCUGUGACCACUGUAGUUUUGCAACAGCUGGAGGCACCCUGGUUGGGGAAACACUGCAACACAGAAGACUAUGCCCACCACCAUCCAACCCUUAUCUGUGACCACUGUAGUUUUGCAACAGCUGGAGGCACCCUGUUUGGGAAAACACUGCAACACAGAAGACUAUACCCACCACCAUCCAACCCUUAUCUGUGUCCACUGUAGUUUUGCAACAGCUGGAGGCACCCUGUUUGGGAAAACACUGCAACACAGAAGACUAUGCCCACCACCAUCCAACCCUUAUCUGUGACCACUGUAGUUUUGCAACAGCUGGAGGCACCCUGUUUGGGAAAACACUGCAACACAGAAGACUAUGCCCACCACCAUCCAACCCUUAUCUGUGUCCACUGUAGUUUUGCAACAGCUGGAGGCACCCUGUUUGGGAAAACACUGCAACACAGAAGACUAUGCCCACCACCAUCCAACCCUUAUCUGUGACCACCUAGGAGUUGUAGUUCUGCAACAGCUGGAGACACCCUGGUUGGGGAAACACUGCAACACCAGGAGACUAUACCCACCACCAUCCAAUCCUUACCUGGGAUAUGACAUGUAAACCCCCCCCCCCCCCCUCACUGCUGACUUGUCUGGCAGUGCAAUGGUUACUCGAGUUGCUCCAAUACUUCACUGGAAUAUUCUCCAGAUCUUUCCUGUUCUUCAUUCUAGAAGGAUGUAUAACAAUUUGUUUCUAUACUUCUCCACUAAAUGAAGGCUGGGGAUGGGAGUUGUAGUCCACUUCAGUAUUCUGGAUAUGAACCCCUAUGUCCCCCCCUGUGUCAGCAUAUUGUGAGUGUCUGUGAGGUUGUGGAUGUUGUUGUUCUGUGAUCUGGUGACGUUUUGGAUACUACAGGACUUGUAUUCUCUGCUCUGAAGAUACCGGCUGAGAAGGUAGAAUUCUUCUGUUUUUGUAUUGGAAAGAGUCAGAACCCCGAAGUUUACAUUUGCUCGUUCUAGACCUGACAUUCCAUGAAUAUACUUGAAAUGUUAUUUAAAAAAACAAAUUAAAAAAAGAAAACAAGAAAUAUUCAAAUGAAAAAAUUUGAUUUUUGUUUUGUUUGCUUAUAUGAUGGCGCUUGGAAUUCUAUAUAUUUGAAAAUGCACUUGAGAUACACUGGAUACUGAGCGACAUUUUACCAUUGUUGCGAAUUUUAAUUUAAUGACAAUAAAUGACGUGAAAAUA
Molecule: messenger RNA, 3320 nt
Organism: Hyla sarda
Lineage: Eukaryota; Metazoa; Chordata; Amphibia; Anura; Hylidae
Gene: MAB21L1
Product: mab-21 like 1
Exons: 1
Coding region: 702-1781 (359 amino acids)
Source: RefSeq, a predicted model, not a curated record